Vollenhovia emeryi is the source of this 1320-nucleotide messenger RNA. RefSeq lists its product as uncharacterized. NCBI's taxonomy places the organism in Eukaryota, Metazoa, Arthropoda, Insecta, Hymenoptera, Formicidae. The annotation marks the transcript as partial. The record is from RefSeq and is a predicted model, not a curated record. The transcript has 2 exons.
AUGGUGUUUACUCAAGAGGAUGGAUUUUUCAACUCAAUCUCCAAAAAUUACGGACAAGAUUACGCUACACUCAUGAGGACUUGGUUAAAAACUAAUAUCAAGAUAUGCACGGCAACCCAACAAUUAAUAUUCUUGCUUCGAUGUAGAAGACACAAUAUCUUACCUCCGCAUAUUCGAAACCAAAAAUUAAACAUCACUCUUCACAACAAACACAGCUACCAUAGAUUAACUAACUCACAGAAUUCAAUCUUAGAUUCCUUUUGCAACUCAGACAGGUCGAAAUGGAUCGUUAACAUUUGCAACAAACAAGUUCCAAAAAGUGUCCUUGAUUUCUUAAGUCUAGGUGAUAAGUUCGGCCUACCUAUUAACAAUAAAAACCUAAAAGAUCGCAGCAAUUUCACUUUAGAAAUAAUAAAAAAUUUUGAAAUUAACGCUCACAAAAUCCCAGAUGAUAUCUUAGAUGAGACUCGUUCACUUAUAUGCAACAACUUAAAUAAGUUCCUCAAUAAAAACAAUCAUGUUAAUACGAUCGAUAAAUUUUUGCUCAGUCAAUUUUCUUCUUGCAACCGGUUUUUGAGAGAUAACGAAGAUGUCUUUGUUACGAGAGCUGAUAAAGGACAGGUGACUGUUGUCAUGAAUAGAGACUCGUACACUGAAAAAAUGUUAGACCUCUUAAAUGAUAACAACACCUAUAAAAGCAUCACUAGGGAUCCCAUUCGAAAGAUCACCAAUAAACUUCAUGAACUAAUCAAAGCAUGGCUUGAUAACGACAUCAUUAGUGAAUCAACCUAUAAAUAUCUAAAUUGCACAAAUGGCAAUCUUCCCCGUUGUUACGGCUUACCAAAAAUCCACAAAUCUGGUUAUCCGUUACGUAUAAUAGUUUCGACAAUAGGUAGCCCAUUAUAUAACAUUUCAUGGUUCUUACAUAAAAUCCUUUUUGACUCCAUACCUAAACCAAAAUCACACAUUAAAGAUGGUUGGACUUUUGCUUCUAAUAUUAAAAAUUCGCCCAUAAAAGACAAUGAACUAAUGGUGUCCUUGGAUGUGACUUCGCUUUAUACAAAUGUUCCAAAAGACCUUAUAAUCAAAGGCAUUAAAAAGAGAUGGAAUGAUAUUUCAACAUCUACUAAAUUAAGUUUACCUCAAUUCGUAUAUGCAAUAGAACUCAUACUUCAAUCAACUUGCUUUUCCUUUAAUAAUAAAUUCUUUGAACAAAUUUUUGGUACACCUAUGGGAUCUCCAUUAUCCCCCAUACUAGCUGACAUUAUAAUGGACGACCUAGAAACACACUGCAUUGAGUCUUUAGAUUUUGACAUCCCG